Molecule: messenger RNA, 2603 nt
Organism: Microplitis demolitor
Lineage: Eukaryota; Metazoa; Arthropoda; Insecta; Hymenoptera; Braconidae
Product: facilitated trehalose transporter Tret1
Exons: 4
Coding region: 201-1694 (497 amino acids)
Biological process (GO): transmembrane transport; carbohydrate transport
Cellular component (GO): membrane
Molecular function (GO): sugar transmembrane transporter activity
Source: RefSeq, a predicted model, not a curated record
GUUGCAUCAACAGUCGUCUCGCUAACAAAGUAAAGGCUAUCAACUCCGAGAUGUCCUCAGUUCUGUUGUUUAGUGAUAUGUAACCAAUUUACUAAAAAGUUAACUGUAUAAAAGUAUUCCUUCAAAUUGUACGUACGCUGAUACGGCUUUGAAAAAUAUAAAAUUUUUUUCUUUUUUAAGUUUCAUUAGUGAUUGUUUUAAUGAAAUCUAAAAAGACAAUGGAAGUUACUAAAAGUAUGCCUCCGGAAGAACCAGGGAAAUACCGGCAGUUUUUAGUUGCAAUUAUUGUUAACAUUUCAAGUUUGGUGUAUGGAAUAAUGAUCGGAUGGGCAUCGCCAACAAUACCGCUACUGAAAAGUGCCGAAACACCAGUUGGUCAAACACCAUUAAAUGAUGAUCAAGUGUCAUGGUUAAUCAGUAUAAUGUGUUUAGGUGGUGUUAUAGUUCUGCCACUUUGCGGGUGGAUAUCAGAAAAAUUUGGCCGAAAAAUAACCGGAUACACCAUGGGAAUUCCUUACGUCACUUGUUGGCUUCUAACACUUUUUGCAACUAAUUACUGGUAUCUGUUAAUCGCGCGAGUUUUUGCGGGUUUCGGCGGUGCAAUAUGUUUCUUUUUGGUGCCUAUGUACGUUGCCGAGACAGCUGGCGACAGUAUUAGAGGACAACUUGGUAGUUUGAUGGUAUUUUCUGUCAACAUUGGUAUUUUAAUGGGAUACGUACUCGGAGCUGUCAUGUCUUAUCAAUUAUUUGCAAUAAGUUCUCUUAUCUUGCCUAUGGUUUUCCUCGGAUCCUUUGCAUUUUUGCCCGAAACACCAUCCUAUCUUGUUCGUAAAGACCGCAUGAAUGAUGCUGCCAAGUCCUUGAUGUGGCUGAAAAAUGGCGACAAGUCGGCUGCUGACCGUGAAUUAUUGAGACUCCAAUCGCUCGUUAAAGAGUCUUCUGAUGUCAAUGAAGCCGUAGGACUUAGAGACUUAUUCCGAGACAAAGCAACCAUCAAAGGUCUGGUCAUAGGUAUUAUGCUAUUGUGCGGACAACAGACAUGUGGAAUUUCGGCUAUGCUCUCGUACACAGCAAUGAUUUUUCAAAUUGCCGGAAGUUCACUGAGCCCGAAUUCAGCUACAAUUAUUGUCGGUGCUAUUCAAAUAUUUGGAUCUUGGCUCUCAACAGUACUGAUGGAACGCGCUGGAAGAAGACCUCUUAUUCUUAUCUCUUGUAUGGGAAUGCUUGUUUGUCAUUUCAUCCUCGGUUUAUUCCUCUAUUUGCAGUACAAAUCGUACGACGUUACGUCAUUCGGAUGGAUUCCAUUGCUUGCACUCUCGGUUUACGCAGUUGUUUAUUGCGUCGGAAUGGGACCCGCCCCCUUUAUUGUAGCAGCUGAAGUUUUUAGCCCAGAUGUCGCUUCACUUGCUAAUACUGUCAAUAUGAUUUGUUUGUUUAUUUCCGCGUUUUUAGUUAUGAAAUUGUUCCCUCUAUUAAUUGUUAUUUUGGGAAUAUACGGAUGCUUCUUCUUUCUGGGGGCUUGUUGUGGUUGUACCUUUUUAUUUACGUUAUUUUUUGUACCAGAGACUAAAGGCAGAAGUAUUGAAUCCAUUCUCGAUGAACUUAACGGUUUGUCAGGUCAAUUUAAAGAAAAUGGGUAUGUUAAAGCGGCUGUUGAUGUUAAUGAAAAAAAUUUACAGUCGUCUAAUGUAUAAAUUUUUUAUGAUUAUUUUAAUGACCAUGUAGAUAUUAAAGUUAAGUACAGCUCGAAUGCCCUUGAAAAAAACCGUCUCUCUCCAUUUUUUUUACUUUUACUGGAGAUAAAAAGCAAUGCACGGUAAAAAAUCGGGAGUGAAUUCGGUGUGAUUACAGAUUUUAUUUAAAUUCAAAUUCAAUCCGUCACUUCACAUAAAUUUUUUAAAGAAAAAAAGUGACUGAAAAUUUAGUUAAUUUUGGUUAUGAAUAAACUAUCUUUCAAAUGCUAUAAAUUUUGGUCUCGUUUAGUAUAUUUGAAUAAGUGUAAAUAUGAUUUUUACGUAAGUUAAUCAACCGGGACCGAGCAAGCGUUAGCAGAACACAUCUCAUCGCUUCGCGAUUGAGUUGUGCAAUAUAAUUUUUCUUCAAACAUAGAUAAAUAAUUACACAUAUGAAAAAUGUAGAUAUUUUUGUUACUCGGAUAAAAUUACUGUUUUAAGUAUAUUUGAGGAAUUUUGAUAUAUGAAACAGCAGUUUCCGUAAUUCAUAAAAGUAAUUAGUUUACUUCAUCAUAGUACUCUUACAAUUCAAAUUACUGUUUUUAUAAUUUUCAUAGCUACGUUAUAUUCUGCAAUUAUUGUAGUAUAUAUAGAUUUAUAUACAUUUUUUGUGAAGAAUGAAAUUUACUCUACUGGUGUACAUUAAAAAAUUAUUUUUAAAGCGAUAGUAAAUCACACAACACAUUUGCGCUUAAACAAUUUUUAUAAAUGACAAAUUUUAAAUAAAUGCGUAAAAAACUUAAAAAAUAUCAUUUAUGACAUCAUGAUUGCCAGAAAAAUAUGUAAUAAAGUAAUUAUGUUCAAAAAGUAGAAGUAAAGGGUUUGCUAAUAAGAAUAUCGGUAUCUGAAUAUUGAUAGAUUUUUAUUGAU